CGCCGGUGUGAUAUCCCAAGUAAAGCAUUAUCUUAUCACAAUUAGCGGGACGUCAACACAGCCGAAGAGACGGCCAGUUGCCCUCCAUUCGCCGACCAUACAGCACACUCGCUCUUCCUCAUAUUCCAUCGGAAAAAGGGACACCGAGACACCCCAUGCCAGAGUAUGAGAAAGAUGAUGGACCAGGAGAAGAAAGGAAUUGAACAGCCAGGCAAGGAACAGGGAGGGAACGUACCAAAGAAACAGAAAAUGAAUAACGAUAGCCGGAGAACGGAGAACAGAGAACAGACGGAAGUGGAUAAGGCGAAAGGCAGCGGAGAGGAGGAUGCGAUAAGUGGGAUGGAAGCAGGAAGCGAUAAAAUGAGCAAAGAAGGAAUGGUGGAGGGAGAAGCAAGCAAGGAAAUAAAUGGCGAAGGAGAAGGAAGAAUAUACGAAAACAAAAGCGGAGAAGCAAGCAAGGGAAUAAGAAACAACGAAGAAGGAAGUAAUCAAGAAAAAGAAAAAGGUGGAGGAAACGUAGAAACAGGAAAUAAACAAGCAAAGGAAGAGAAAGAAGGAAGCAAGGAAAUAAAAGACAAAGAAGGAAGUAAAGAAGAAGCAAACAACCAAGAGAGAAAGAAAGGGACAAAAGACAAAGAAACAAACGAUAAAUUGGCAGCAAAGCAAAGACGACUAACAAGCAAAAGAGAAACAAGCAUAACAAAGAGAAACAAACAAGAAACAGAAAAUGACGAAUCAAAUACCAAACAAACAAACAAAAAGGAGACAGGAACGCAACAUCCUGAACUAACAAACGAGAGCGCACCCGGCGAAGGAGGAGCCGCGGAGCCGACCAGCGCUGAAGACAAGGAGCAGAAGCAGAAGAAGGCCAAGGCUGAGAAGCAGAGGCAGAAGAAGGCCAAGACUGAGGAGGAGGCUAAACAGGCGGCCAAGACUGAGGAGGAGGCUAAACAGGCGGCCAAGACUGAGGAGGAGGCUAAACAGGCGGCCAACUGGACUGAGGAGGAGGCUAAACAGGCCAAGACUGAGGAGGAGGCUAAACAGCGACAGGCUAAACAGGCGCCAAGACUGAGGAGGAGGCUAAACAGGCGGCCAAGACUGAGGAGGAGGCUAAACAGGCGGCCAGACGAGGAGGAGGCUAAACAGGCGGCCAAGACUGAGAGGAGGCUAAACAGCGGCCAAGACUGA
Penaeus vannamei (Pacific white shrimp) is the source of this 1188-nucleotide messenger RNA. Lineage: Eukaryota; Metazoa; Arthropoda; Malacostraca; Decapoda; Penaeidae. The record is from RefSeq and is a predicted model, not a curated record.